AAAAAUCGAAUCAUGUGAUCAACGAAUAUAGAAUUCUUCGAACGAAAAAAAAAAAAAAUUAUGCUCACGAAUCGUCAAUUAACCAACAUAUUCUUCGGUUUAAUUAUUUAUUCUAGUCUUUCAUUUUUAUUCAUUUAUAAUCGAUCAACAAUGUCGAUUCUUUCGGUUAAUUUUAAAGUUUAUGGCAUAGUUCAAGGAGUAUUUUUCCGAAAAUAUACACUAAAUCAAGCGAAAAUGUUGGAAUUAAAAGGAUGGGUUCGUAAUGAAUACGAUGGAACUGUUGUCGGUAUUAUGCAAGGACAACCGAAUAAAAUUGAAAUGAUGAAAAAAUGGUUAUCCACUGAAGGCAGUCCACACAGUCGUAUUGAUUAUUGUGAAUUUACACAGGAAAAAUGGCUUACAGAACCUGAAUUUCAAACAUUUGAAAUUACUCGAUAAAAAAAAAUUAUUUCAUGAAUUCAUUUUAAUCAUUU
Messenger RNA from Dermatophagoides pteronyssinus (European house dust mite), 473 nucleotides. Its product is annotated as acylphosphatase-2-like. Gene Ontology annotation, molecular function: acylphosphatase activity. NCBI's taxonomy places the organism in Eukaryota, Metazoa, Arthropoda, Arachnida, Sarcoptiformes, Pyroglyphidae. The record is from RefSeq and is a predicted model, not a curated record.